This is a messenger RNA of Ficedula albicollis (Collared flycatcher), 3809 nucleotides long. It is a transcript of the gene MED15, whose product is annotated as mediator complex subunit 15. The transcript has 19 exons. Lineage: Eukaryota; Metazoa; Chordata; Aves; Passeriformes; Muscicapidae. The record is from RefSeq and is a predicted model, not a curated record. Gene Ontology annotation, biological process: regulation of DNA-templated transcription. Gene Ontology annotation, molecular function: transcription coregulator activity. Bases 7 to 2130 code for a protein of 707 amino acids.
GCGGCCAUGGACGUGACCGGGCCCGAGACCGACUGGCGCAGCACCAACUUCCGCCAGAAGCUCGUCAGCCAGAUUGAUGAAGCUAUGAGGAAAGCUGGUGUUGCUCAUAAUAAAACUAGCAAAGAUAUGGAGAGCCAUGUGUUUAUGAAGGCCAAAACAAGGGAGGAAUACCUUUCUCUUGUGGCCAGACUUAUUAUCCAUUUCCGAGAUAUUCACAAUAAGAAAUCUCAAGCUUCAGUCAGUGAUCCGAUGAAUGCCCUGCAGAAUCUGACGGGGGGUCCCACGGCAGGGGCACCUGGGAUGGGCAUGGCUUCCCGAGCUCAGGGAGCACCAAUGGCUGGCAUGACAGGCCUUGGUCCUAUGGCACAGCAGAUGAGUCUCCCAGGGCAGCAGCAGCCCCCUGGAACCUCAGGGAUGGCCCCUCAUGGGAUGCCUGGUGUCUCUACAGCUACUCAGCAGACCCAGCUUCAGCUUCAGCAGAUUGCCCAGCAGCAACAGGGUGAUUGCAUUUGGAAAACUCAGCAACAGCAGCAGCAGCAACAGCAGCAGCAGAUACCACAACAGCAGAUACAGCAGCAGCCACCUCAGCAAGUCAUGCAACAGCAGAUGCAACAGAUGCAGCAGCAACAGCAGCAGCAACAGCAGCAGCAGCAACAACAACAACAGGUUGCUCAGGCACAACAGCCUCAACUCCCACCACAAUCCCAGCCUCAGCCCCAGCCCAUGGUGUCUCAACCUCAGGCAAUCUCAGGACAAAUUCCUGGUCAGGUUAUGCCUGUUACUCUCACACCACAGCAGUUAAAAGCUAUGCAGGUAAGAGCUCAGCUGGUCCAACAGCAGCAGCAGCAGGCAGCAGCAGCAGUGCAAGCAGCUCAGGCCCAGGCUGCUCAGAUGGGAGCUUCAGGGCAGAUGAUCACCGCACCUAUGGCCCGAGGUGGGAUGCAAAUCAGACCACGGUUCCCGCCCUCCACCGCGGUGUCUGCUACAGCACCAAGCUCCAUGCCCUUGGGCGGACAGCAAAUGCCACAGGUCAGCCAGAACAAUAUUACCAUGAUGUCAUCCCCAUCUCCUGUCCAGCAAGCUCAGACACCCCAGUCCAUGCCUCCCCCACCACAGCCACAGCCAUCUCCUCAGCCAGGCCAGCCAACUUCUCAGCCAAACUCAAAUGUCAGCUCUGGCCCUGCUCCAUCACCCAGCAGCUUUCUCCCCAGUCCAUCUCCACAACCAUCACAGAGCCCAGCAGCUGCACGAACACCUCAGAACUUCAGUGUCCCAUCCCCAGGUCCUUUAAACACUCCAGGAAAUCCAAAUUCUGUCAUGAGUCCAGCCAGUUCUGGGCAGUCAGAGGAGCAACAGUAUCUGGAAAAACUCAAACAACUAUCAAAAUACAUUGAGCCACUCCGGAGGAUGAUCAACAAGAUAGAUAAAAAUGAAGACAGGAAGAAGGACCUGAGUAAAAUGAAGAGUCUCUUAGAUAUCCUGACUGACCCUUCCAAACGGUGCCCCCUGAAGACACUGCAGAAAUGUGAAAUUGCUCUGGAGAAGCUGAAAAAUGAUAUGGCUGUGCCUACUCCACCACCUCCCCCCGUGCCCCCUACCAAGCAGCAGUACUUGUGCCAGCCCCUUCUGGAUGCUGUUCUGGCCAACAUCCGCUCGCCAGUGUUCAACCACUCGCUGUACCGCACGUUCAUGCCGGCCAUGACGGCCAUUCACGGCCAGCCCAUCACGGCCCCCAUUGCUUCCCCUCGAAAGAGGAAGUAUGAAGAGGAUGAAAGACAGACCAUACCAAAUGUCUUACAAGGAGAAGUUGCAAGAUUAAAUCCUAAAUUCCUGGUGAACCUGGACCCUUCACACUGCAGUAAUAAUGGCACAGUUCAUCUCAUAUGCAAGCUAGAUGACAAGAAUCUUCCAAAUGUCCCACCACUCCAGCUCAGUGUCCCAGCAGACUAUCCAGAUCAGAGCCCUCUGUGGAUAAAGAACCCCAGACAGUAUGCAGCCAAUCCCUUUUUGCAGUCAGUCUAUCGCUACAUGACUUCAAAACUCUUGCAGCUGCCAGACAAGCAUUCAGUCACAGCUCUCCUGAACACCUGGGCACAAAGCAUCCGUCAGGCCUGUCUCUCUGCUGCAUAACACCUCACCCCCUCAAUCAUCAAGCCACAAAAGUUCUCAACAGCUGGCCUCUUCCACAAGCCACUGCAAAACCACAGUGUGGGGAGGUUACUGCAGAAGAAAGCAGCCUUAUGUUGUUUUGUUUCUAGGCUGUCAGGUUCAGUAGAGAACCUGAUGUUAGACUUAGCUUUCAUGCUUUCUGUCUUCUGCCUCUGUGGACUUCUGCCAGCAUUUUCAGAUAUACAAAAUGUGUAUAUAUGGUUCUCAAGACUGUAUUUAGGAUGAGUUUUUAUUGUCUUCUUAGAGAAGAAAUUAUUUGUGGACUUCCAUCAGGGAGUCUGGUAUAAGAGGGGGGGGGGGUAGGGAAAAAUGUCCUAAUUUGCUUCAAAAUUUGCUCAGUGCCAGUAUUUCUUUCACACUGUAUGUUUUGUGACCUGAUACUGCCCCAGAAAUAAAUGAGCUGCAACUCAAAUGUGCUUGCAAACUUCCCAGUGGGUGCAGGAAAUCUUUUUGACUGUUGGUUUUGCCCAGAGAUAGGAUAAAUUGCAUCCUUUUAAGGCAUCCCUCAAAUAUGCAAGGUAAAUCUGAUAAUUAUACUUGGGGGUGGGAAUGUGGAACCAAGCAGAGCAAAAAAUGUAUUUUAUAGUUUAUUUUAAAUGCAACUUUGUAUAAAGGGUUUUUGGUUAGCAUGGACCAUGUUUCUCACUCCAAGAGAAAGGCUGAUAAGAAAGAAGAGAUGCUAAAAUGCACACUGACAUCCUCUAUAAAUUCAGUAAAUGUGUGUAAAGAUGGGGAAACCAACAGUAGAAAGGCCAAGUGACACAAAUCAAAGCAGCAGGUUUGUAGCUACAUUUCUUCUUCUGGCUUCCAGUGAGAGUUAAUGCAGUGCACUGAAAAUGUUUCUACACUACAUGAGUUUGUUUAAACAAAAAAGGCAAAAAACAGCAUCUCAGGAGUAGAACUGACAACUAAUCCAUCGUGCCUUGAACAGUGAUGGGCACUCAAGUCAGGCAGCAGCUGCCUUAGUGUUGGCACUUUGAAUGAAAACAUUUACCACAGGUAACUCUUAAUUUAAAUGCAUUUUUCAUAUUUCUCCUUGUGUCUAAGUUGCUCCUGCUUAAGUUCCUGGUGCAGGAAAAUUUCAAAUAUCAGAUGUUCCAAUUAUAUCCUGCCCCAUCUCUCUCUGUAUUGUGCAGCAAACCCUAAAGAGUAGCUGGGCUCUCUUACCAUAGUGUCAGGAAACUGCUAUGACCUCUGUAAAUCCAUGUGGUGUCAUCAGUUUUAGGAUGUUUUUAAAUGUGGGUACUUAGUAAGCACUGACUGAGGCAGCAGAGUGCUGUCAGUAUUUUGUACAUGAGCUAAUACAUUAUCUGUUUGUUUCUACUGUAAUAAAUUUAUUAUUAUUCCUGUGUUGGAUGCCAGCAUUGUACUGCUCUUCCCCUGUUAAGAUACCAUGGGAUGAGGGUUACUGUGUUCUGUGGUAAGUGAAAACUCACAGGCUUUGAAGGUUAGGGGACAGAAUCAUAAAUGGCUCUGUAUAUUCAUGCACCACAUCCUUCCUGUCCUUAGUGAACUGGAAGAACUGGGCAGGAGGAGGUGAUGGAUCUACCUGUGGCAUGACUGCAGCUUUUUAAGUACUCAGGGCUUGUUGUCCCCCCUCAAAAAAAAAAAAACCCAAACAGCAUAUUCAGUAGAGUCUA